This is a messenger RNA of Saprolegnia parasitica CBS 223.65, 1295 nucleotides long. RefSeq lists its product as hypothetical. Gene Ontology annotation, molecular function: protein binding. The transcript is spliced from 2 exons. NCBI's taxonomy places the organism in Eukaryota, Oomycota, Saprolegniomycetes, Saprolegniales, Saprolegniaceae. The record is from RefSeq and is a predicted model, not a curated record. Bases 45 to 1232 code for a protein of 395 amino acids.
AGCCACGCCGGCCAGUGACCGAAACGAGGAUUCCGCGGUCCAGAAUGAGCCCGCCGACGAGCGCAUGGGUUCGCCAUGUGGACGAGGACUCGAACAAAGCGUACUACUUCAACGAGACCACGGGCGAGACCACGUGGGAUGAGCCCAAGGACUUUGCGGCGACGGCUGGCCACGACGGCGAGGGCGGCAAGAAGCGCAAGGCCGACGAACUCAUCGAGGCCGACGACGAUGGUUGCCUCUGGGUCAAGUACAUUGACCCGACGACCCAGAAGCCAUACUACUCGGACAUGAACUCGGGCAAGACGCAGUGGGAGGCGCCGACGUUCUACACGUCCGACCAAGGCGAAGACGACGACGAAGAAGUGGACGAAAACAUCGAGGAAGAGUACGCCUUUGGCGCGAUCGCAGACGCGCCCAAGCCGACGCCUCUUGCCGAUGAGAAGGCGCCCGACUACUACCGGUACAUGGACGCGACGACCAACAAGCCGUACUACUUCAACGUGCGCACCAAGGAAACGACGUGGGAAGAGCCCGUCGAUGGUGUGAUCCAGGACGGGUCGGCCAUCGCGAGCACCGAAGUCGUCUCGGGCAGCGCCAAGUACCAAGAAUGGAUGAACAAGGCGGCGACCGCCGCUGCCAACUCGUCGGCGGCCAAGGCGCAGUCGGCGGCGACGGCAACCGCACCGACAACGACGACGUCGGCGCCGAGUGCCAACGACCCGGUGAACCGCCUCAACUCGAUCCUUGGCAACGUGGGGGCGUCAGGCAGCUCGGCGCGCUGGCAGCAGCACUUCGACACCAACACGCAGCGCUACUACUACCACGACGCGGCGACGGGCACGACGCAGUGGGAGGUCCCGACCGAAGGCGGCAUCGCGGCCGGCAACGCGGACUGGGUCCCGGUUGAUGCGCAAGCCGCGGCUGCGAACGCAUCGAUGGCCUCGCGCGUCGGGUACGACUACACGUCGACGGCCGGCAUGAGCCUCGUGAGCGGGCGGUUUGCGAGCGCGGGUCUCGACAACGACUACUGGGCCAAGGCCGGCGUCCCGAGCGACAAGGCCGGGCGCCAAAUGAGCAACUUUUUCGACAUGACCGCGUUUGAAGCCAACCGCGCGGAGGCCAAGCGCAUGAAGGAAGCGCUCCAGAAGAAGAACAUUGACUGGAAGAAGGUCAACGCAGAGAAGAAGCGCAAGCGUCAUCGCAUCCGCAACAAGUGGAUGUACGAAGACUAGUCGCAGCGACGUCGUUGAUAUGUAAUGCAUCUUGAAUACCAUCGUCCAUCGCUUGCACCAUCU